AAUUUAACUUUUGUUAUUCUUCCUAAGAAACGUGUCAUUCCAUGAGAGAGAGAGAGAGAGAGAGAGAGAGAGAGAGAGAGAAUUCAAUAAUUAUUAAAACAUUUUCCUAUUAAAAAAAUUAUUUGACACAAAUAAAAUCCAGGGCAAAACACAUAUGUGCAUGUAUAUAGCACCUUAAAAGAUAUACACACUGUAACUGACUAACUUCAUACAAAGCUAUAACACCAGAUCAACUAAGAGAGGAGAGAGAGCAGGAGAGGGAGAUAGACAGAGAGAUACACAGAGAAACAGAACAAGAGAGAGAGAAAAAACACAGACGAAGAAAGGGAGAGACAGAGAGACAAUGAGAGAGAGACAGAGCGAGAGAGAGAGAGAGAGACAGAGACAAUGAGAGAGAGAGAGAGAGAUAGACAGAGAGAGAGAGAGAGAGAGAGACAGAGAGAUAGAGAGAAAGUUGUCCUGCAUGUCAUGACAGAGAUCGGGUUUGUUCUGUCCAGGACAGAGAUGCACUUUUUUCUAGUUCUCAUCCCCGGAUAAUUAUUCAGAUCAGAUCAGAUCUAAGUCUCGUUGCUCACGCACGUGCCCUCAGAGGUGCCAUUGCAGCCUUAACGGAGGGGCGCGCGCACUCCCCGCACUCUCCCGCGUCACGUCACAAUGAGAGCUGCUGAAGGCGCAGUCGCUCAGAGGCUCUCCGGGUUCCUGUAAGCUUCCUCCCGGGAUCACAGUGAGCACGAUGGAGAACUCCAGCAGUGAUCCCUCCACCGCGGCGCUUCUAAACCUCGCGGGGAAUGCCGUGAACGCGUCCAAGAUCCCGGACGCCGCCUUGGAGAGCUGGAGCGCGUCGGAGGAGCCGCUGGUACCCGCGCGCUUGGCCGUGGCGUUCUGGGACUCGCCGCUGAGCCACGGCAUGAACGUGUUCGUGGGCUUCAUCCUGUGCUUCACCAUGCUCGGGCUCGGCUGCACGGUGGAGAUCAGUCAGUUGGGCGAGCACGUGCGCAGGCCGGUCGGGGUGCUGCUCGCGGCCAUCUGCCAGUUCGCCAUCAUGCCGCUGGUGGCCUUCCUGCUGGCGCUCGCCUUCUCUCUGGACGACGUGGCCGCAGUGGCGGUGCUGCUGUGCGGCUGCUGCCCGGGGGGCAACCUGUCUAACCUCAUGACCCUGCUGAUCAACGGAGAGAUGAACCUCAGUGUUAUAAUGACCAUCUCGUCCACGGUGCUGGCGCUGCUGCUCAUGCCGCUGUGUUUGUGGCUGUACAGUCGCGCGUGGAUCGACACGCCGGUGGUGCAGCUGCUGCCGCUGGGCGCCAUCACUCUCACCGUCUGCAGCACACUCAUCCCCAUCGGACUCGGGGUCGCACUCAGGUCCCUGUACCCCCGCGCCGCUGACAUCGUGCUCAAGGUGUCUCUGUGGUUGAUGCUCAUCACACUGGUGCUGCUGUUCAUCAUGACAGGUGUCAUGCUGGGGCCUGAGCUGCUAGCAACCAUCCCUCCCGCGGUGUACGUAGUAGCCGUGCUCAUGCCGAUGGCGGGAUACGCAGCAGGCUAUGGGCUGGCCAUGUUCUUCUCUCUACCACCCAAUGGCUCCCGCACCGUAUCACUAGAGACGGGCUGCCAGAACGUCCAGCUCUGCACGGCCAUCCUGAAGCUGGCUUUCCCUCCACAGCUCAUGGGGGCAAUGUACAUGUUCCCGCUGCUCUACGCACUCUUCCAGGCAGCCGAGGCCGCCGUCAUCAUCCUGGUGUAUCGCGCAUACAGGAGCGAGGUGCUUCGCAAGCAGGACCUGACUGGAGAGGACGAUGAUGACACCAACAUCACAUACAAGAGAAUGAAGGAGGAGGAAGACGGGCCGUUUGACACAGCGUACGGUUCAGUUACCGUAAACAACCCCAACUCCAUUGAGCUGGAGACUCAGGGAGGGGCAGGAAGCCCAACGCCUCUGUAGAAGACACAAAAAAAAUGGGACAUCACUGUGAACAGAUGCUUGAACUGUGCAAUACAUUGUGACAUUCCAUGUUUUUAAUGCCAAUCACUCACUGCUGAAGUAUUAUAGCUGUAUUUUCAAUUCGAUUUCUCAUUACCCCAUCAUUGGUAAUAUAGCCUUUAAGAUCUCUGAAGCCUUUCUUUCAAAAAGAAACUCACUGCACUUUUAAGAAACUCCUCUAUUCAGAACAAGCUGCCAUGAGAACUAGAGAAAUAGAUAUACAGCUUAAACCUUAAUCUUGGGCUAAUUACGCAUAUAUCGACCAUGAUCAUUCUUCGCUGACAGUCUGUGCUUAGGCUUAGUUUGAGUGCCCCAAAUAACCCUUUCCUGGAAAUUCGUAUAUUCAUGUUCCUAAAUGCUCAUGAUGCCAUCUUAAUGGUACUUAUAAAUAUUAUAAAAUUUACAUAAUUCAGCUAUAGGACUAUUCAAAUAAAUGCCUUAUUCCGAAUCUCAGAAAUAAAGUUAUAGGUGAGGAAGAACCUCCAUAUGCACUUCUGUUAUUCAGUGUCAGUGUAUGUGCAGUGGGAUUGGUAAUAAGGUGUAUAAAGGAGUUUAUGAAGACUGUGCAGGACAACCACUACUUCUUUUGUUAAAAUACAGAACUGACCUGACUUUAUAUGUUUACAGCAAAUGAGAUGAGGGAGUCAGGAAAGUAUACUGUUAAUAAAAGCAUGAUAUUGCCCAGCUGUA
This is a messenger RNA of Pangasianodon hypophthalmus (striped catfish), 2668 nucleotides long. It is a transcript of the gene slc10a4, whose product is annotated as solute carrier family 10 member 4. The record is from RefSeq and is a predicted model, not a curated record. Bases 734 to 1939 code for a protein of 401 amino acids. Lineage: Eukaryota; Metazoa; Chordata; Actinopteri; Siluriformes; Pangasiidae. The transcript has 3 exons. Gene Ontology annotation, molecular function: bile acid:sodium symporter activity. Gene Ontology annotation, biological process: bile acid and bile salt transport. Gene Ontology annotation, cellular component: membrane.